Molecule: messenger RNA, 7867 nt
Organism: Oryctolagus cuniculus (rabbit)
Lineage: Eukaryota; Metazoa; Chordata; Mammalia; Lagomorpha; Leporidae
Source: RefSeq, a predicted model, not a curated record
CUCCCCGUACGCGCCCGGGCACAAGCCGGGCGGGGGCGCGCGCGGCGGCAGCCGCCUCGAGGGACUAGCGGCGUGUUUAUUUGCAUGCGCGGGGGCGCGCUGAUCCAGCGGGGCGGGCCCGGCGGGUGUUUGACUGCUGGUCGGUCCUGAGGCAGGAGGAGCUCAUGGUUGGUAGUUCAGAGAGAGAAAAAUUUGAGACAGGAUGGAUGCAAAAGCUCGGAAUUGUUUAUUGCAACAUAGAGAAGCUCUGGAAAAAGACAUCAAGACAUCCUGCAUCAUAGAUCACAUGGUUAGCGAUGGAGUUUUGACAUUACUGGAAGAAGAAAAAGUGAAAAAUGAGUGUACUCAACGUCAACGAGCAGCUAUGCUAAUUAAAAUGAUACUUAAGAAAGAUAAUAAUUCUUACAUCUCAUUCUACAAUGCUCUGCUUUAUGAAGGAUAUAAGGAUCUUGCGGCCCUUCUCCAUGGUGGCAUUCCUGUUGUCUCUGGUUCCAGUGGCAAAGAUUCAGUUGGUGGAAUAACUUCAUAUGGUUUGUAUCCAUUGCACCGGAGUCCUGGGUUUGACGGAGUCCGCGCUACCAUGGACCCCAACACCAUAAUCGAGGCCCUACGGGGCACCAUGGACCCAGCCUUACGUGAGGCCGCGGAGCGCCAGCUCAACGAAGCACACAAGUCUCUGAAUUUUGUUUCAACACUGCUGCAGAUUGCUAUGUCAGAACAACUGGACUUACCUCUUGUGAAAAAUUAUGAGUACAAGAAACCAGAGGAGCGGAGUCCAUUGGUAGCAGCGAUGCGGCAUUUUCUGCUGGUUCUAAAGGAUCGUUUCAUCCAGCCACUUUCUGAUCAGUCUAAUCAAUCUGUCCUCAUCCAGAAACAAAUAUUCAAGAUCUUCUAUGCUCUUGUUCAGUGUACACUACUGCUGGAGCUGAUAAACCAACAGAACCAGACAGAGUGGAUAGAAAUUUUAAAGAUUGUUGUGAACAGAGAUGUACCUAAUGAAACACUUCAAGUUGAAGAAGAUGAUAGACCUGAGUUACCAUGGUGGAAAUGUAAGAAGUGGGCUUUACAUAGUUUAGCAAGGCUCUUUGAGAGAUAUGGAAGCCCCGGCAAUAUUUCCAAGGAGUAUAAUGAAUUUGCUGAAGUAUUUUUGAAGGCAUUUGCUGUUGGUGUCCAGCAAGUUUUGUUGAAGGUAUUAUAUCACAGUGAUCUAGGCUACAUGAGAGCACGGGCUUGCUGGGUACUUCACUAUUUUUGUGAAGUGAAGUUCAAAAGUGACCAGAACCUUCAAACAGCUUUAGAACUAACAAGGAGAUGUCUGAUUGAUGACAGAGAAAUGCCUGUGAAAGUGGAAGCUGCAAUAGCUCUUCAAGUGUUGAUAAGCAAUCAAGAAAAAGCUAAAGAAUACAUCACACCAUUCAUCAGACCUGUAAUGCAGGCUCUUCUUCAUAUUAUAAGAGAAACAGAAAAUGAUGAUCUUACCAAUGUAGUUCAGAAAAUGAUUUGUGAAUAUAGUGAAGAAGUUACUCCUAGUGCAGUAGAAAUGACACAACAUUUGGCAAUGACAUUUAACCAGUAUGUGCAAAAGGUUCUUACAGGAGUUGCAGGAGAAGAUGCAGAGUGUCACGCAGCAAAAUUAUUAGAGGUCAUCAUUCUGCAGUGCAAAGGGCAUGGCAUUGACCAGUGCAUUCCCUUAUUCGUGGAAGCAGCUUUAGAGAGACUGACAAGAGAAGUUAAGACAAGUGAACUUAGAACAAUGUGUCUGCAAGUUGCAAUUGCAGCUUUAUAUUAUAACCCACACCUACUACUUAAUACUUUAGAAAAUCUUCGCUUCCCUAAUAAUGUUGAACCAGUUACAAAUCAUUUUAUUACACAGUGGCUUAAUGAUGUUGACUGUUUCUUGGGGCUCCAUGACCGAAAGAUGUGUGUUCUUGGCCUGUGUGCUCUUAUUGAUACGGAACAAAUACCACAGGUUUUAAAUCAGGUUUCUGGACAGAUUUUGCCAGCUUUUAUCCUUCUAUUUAAUGGAUUGAAAAGAGCAUAUGCCUGCCAUGCAGAACAUGAGAAUGACAGUGAUGAGGAUGAUGAAGCUGAAGAUGAUGAUGACACUGAGGAACUGGGGAGUGACAAGGAUGAUAUUGAUGAAGGUGGUCAAGAAUAUUUGGAGAUUCUGGCUAAGCAAGCAGGUGGAGAUGGAGAUGAUGAGGCCUGGGAAGAAGAUGAUGCUGAGGAAACUGCUCUAGAAGGCUAUUCCACAAUCAUUGAUGAUGAAGAUAACCCUGUUGAUGAGUAUCAGAUAUUUAAAGCUAUAUUUCAGACUAUUCAAAACUGUAAUCCUGUGUGGUAUCAGGCUCUGACUCAUGGUCUUAAUGAAGAACAAAGGAAACAGUUACAAGACAUAGCAACUCUGGCUGAUCAAAGAAGAGCAGCCCAUGAAUCCAAAAUGAUUGAGAAGCAUGGAAGCCAUUACGAGGAGGGCUGCUGUUCAGAAUCCUUGUUUAUUUUUUCCUCACCAGGUUGUUUCCCGGGAGGUGUGCAUUGGGUUUCAGUUGGGCAGCAGGACAAAGCUAAGCUUCUGAUGAAACUGCAGAAUCUCUGCUCACGAUUGGAUCAGGAUGAGAGUUUCUUCCAGAGGCUUCCACUUAACAUUGAAGAGGCUAAAGACCGUCUCCGCAUUCUGAUGCUGCACAAACACCCAAGGUCUCUGUUGAUCUUGGAUGAUGUUUGGGAUCCUUGGGUGUUAAAAGCUUUUGACAAUCAAUGUCAGAUUCUUCUUACAACCAGAGAUAAGAGUGUUACAGAUUCAGUAAUGGGUCCUAAAUAUGUAGUCCCUGUGGAGAGUAGCCUAGGAAAAGAAAAAGGACUUGAAAUUUUAUCCCUAUUUGUUAAUAUGAAGAAAACAGAUUUGCCAGAACAAGCUCAUAGUAUUAUAAAAGAAUGUAAAGGUUCUCCUCUUGUAGUGUCUUUAAUUGGUGCACUUUUACGUGAUUUUCCCAACCGCUGGGAGUACUACCUCAGGCAGCUUCAGAAUAAGCAAUUUAAGAGAAUAAGGAAAUCUUCAUCUUAUGAUUAUGAAGCUCUGGAUGAAGCCAUGUCCAUAAGUGUUGAUGUACUCAGAGAAGACAUCAGAGAUUAUUACACAGAUCUUUCCAUCUUUCAGAAAGAUGUUAAGGUUCCUACAAAGGUGUUAUGUAUUCUCUGGGACAUGGAAACUGAAGAAGUUGAAGACAUACUGCAGGAAUUUGUUAAUAAGUCUCUCUUAUUUUGUGAUCGGAAUGGAAAAUCAUUUUCUUACUAUUUACAUGAUCUCCAAGUAGAUUUUCUUACAGAGAAGAAUCGCAGCCAGCUUCAGGAUCUACAUAAAAAGGUGGUCACUCAGUUCCAGAGGUAUCACCAGCUAUACACUCUCUCCCCUGAUCAGGAGGACUGCAUGUAUUGGUACAACUUUCUGGCCUACCACAUGGCCAGUGCGAAUAUGCACAAAGAACUUUGUGCUUUAAUGUUUUCCCUGGAUUGGAUUAAAGCAAAAACAGAACUUGUUGGCCCUGCUCAUCUGAUUCAUGAAUUUGUGGAAUAUAGGCAUAUAUUGGAUGAAAAGGAUUGUACAGUUUGUGAAAAUUUUCAGGAGUUUUUAUCUUUAAAUGGACACCUUCUUGGACGACAGCCAUUUCCUAACAUUAUACAGCUGGGUCUCUGUGAACCGGAAACUUCAGAAGUUUAUCAGCAAGCUAAGCUGCAGGCCAAGCAGGAGGUCGAUAACGGAAUGCUUUACCUGGAGUGGAUAAACAAAAAAAACAUCAAGAAUCUCUCCCGCUUAGUUGUCCGCCCCCAUACAGAUGCUGUUUACCACGCCUGCUUUUCUGCGGAUGGUCAGAGAAUAGCCUCUUGCGGAGCUGACAAAACCUUGCAGGUGUUCAAAGCUGAAACAGGAGAGAAACUUCUAGAAAUCAAGGCUCAUGAAGAUGAAGUACUUUGUUGUACAUUCUCUACAGAUGAAAAUUUUAUAGCAACCUGCUCAGUGGAUAGGAAAGUGAAGAUUUGGAAUUCUGUGACUGGGGAACUAGUACGUACUUAUGAUGAGCACUCAGAGCAAGUCAACUGCUGCUGUUUCACCAACCAAAGUCAGUACCUUCUCUUGGCCACUGGGUCAAGUGACUUCUUCCUCAAACUCUGGGAUUUGAAUCAAAACGUAUGCCGAAAUACGAUGUUUGGUCAUACAAAUUCAGUCAAUCAUUGCAGAUUUUCACCAGAUGAUAAACUUUUGUCUAGUUGUUCAGCUGAUGGAACACUAAAGCUUUGGGAUGUGAAAUCAGCAAAUGAGGUGAAAAGCAUCAAUGUGAAGAAAUUCUUCCUAACUUCAGAGGACCCGCAAGAGGAUAUGGAAGUAAUAGUGAAAUGUUGUUCGUGGUCUGCUGAUGGUGCUAGGAUAAUGGUGGCAGCAAAAAAUAAGAUCCUUGUUUUUGACUUUCAUACCAGUGACCUAUUGGCCGAAAUCCAAACAGGCCGUAACAGCACUAUCCAGUAUUGUGACUUUUCCCCUCAUAAUCAUUUGGCAGUGGUGGCUUUGUCUCAAUACUGUGUGGAGUUGUGGAAUAUGGACUCACGUUUAAAGGUAGCUGAUUGCCGAGGACAUUUAAGUUGGGUUCAUGGUGUGAUGUUUUCUCCUGAUGGAUCAUCAUUUUUGACAUCUUCUGAUGACCAGACUAUCAGGGUCUGGGAGACUAAGAAGGUAUGUAAGAACUCUGCAAUAGUGUUAAAACAAGAAGUCGAUGUUGUUUUUCAAGAAAAUGAAGUGAUGGUCCUUGCGGUUGAUGAUGUAAGAUGUCUACAACUCAUUAAUGGAAAAACAGGUCAGAUUGAUUACCUGACUGAAGCUCAAGUUAGCUGCUGUUGCUUAAGUCCGCAUCUUCAGUACAUUGCAUUUGGAGAUGAAGAUGGAACCAUUGAGAUUUUAGAACUUCUAAACAGCAGAAUCUUCCAGUCCAGGAUUGGGCACAAGAAAACUGUACGGCAUAUUCAGUUCACAGCUGAUGGGAAGACUCUGAUUUCAAGUUCUGAUGAUUCUGCAAUUCAGGUAUGGAAUUGGCAGACAGAUGAAUAUGUCUUCCUUCAAGCCCAUCAGGAAACUGUGACGGAUUUUAGGCUCUUGAAAAAUUCAAGACUACUUUCUUGGUCAUUUGAUGGAACAGUUAAGGUAUGGAAUAUUAUUACUGGAAGAAUAGAAAAAGACUUUGUCUGUCACCAGGCCACUGUACUUUCUUGUGAUAUUUCUCCUGAUGCAACCAAGUUUUCAUCUACCUCAGCUGAUAAGACUGCAAAGAUUUGGACUUUUGAACUCCUUUCCCCUCUUCAUGAGUUGAGGGGCCACAAUGGCUGCGUCCGCUGUUCUGCCUUUUCUGUGGACAGUUCCCUGCUGGCGACAGGAGAUGACAACGGAGAGAUCAGGAUAUGGAAUGUCUCCAAUGGAGAGCUGCUUCAUCUGUUUGCGCCCGUUUCGGUAGAAGAGGGAGCUGCCACCCAUGGAGGCUGGGUGACUGAUCUUUGCUUUUCUCCAGAUAGCAAAAUGCUUGUCUCUGCUGGAGGAUAUCUUAAGUGGUGGAAUGUUGUCACUGGGGAAUCCUUACAGACCUUCUACACAAAUGGAACCAGUCUUAAGAAAAUCCAUGUGUCUCCUGACUUCAAAACAUAUGUGACUGUUGACAAUCUUGGUAUUUUAUAUAUUUUACAGGUUUUAGAGUAAAAUAACGAAGUAUUAAAGUAAGUUGAACUCUAAUUUUGAAUUAGAAAAAAAUUGGAAUGAAACUCCAUAUAUCAACUUUUUACAAAGCUGUGAAUUGUUUUGCAGUGUUCAUUUAUUACAAAAGUGUUUGUGGCUUUAUGAAUAAUAUUGAUGUACUUUUUUCCAAAUGGACACCUUUAAUUUUGUUUUUCAUAAUCAUUAUCAUUAAGUUUGUCCUGGAGAUGCAAAUAAAAAUGUAAAUACAUACCUUAUUAUAUACUGUUGGUAAAAUUCUCUCUUGAUGCACUCAAAUUGGUUGACAUAAUUAAUGAGAAUAAUUUGAAAGCAAUCUAUAGUCUAAUACUGUUAUUAUACAGGCUGUGCCUCAGGGAUGCCGUGGCCUGCUUUCUGAACACACGUACCUCUCUCAUGUGAGGUCUACUUCUCCCAAAAACAAUUUUGGAGCUUGUUUGCACUCUUUCAAUUUGCUUUAAGAAUAUUGUGUCUGUGUGCACAAUUUGCUACAUUUCCUCUAAUUAACUCAAUAAAUGAGUCUUAGAUUUAAACAAUUCUUUAUGUGAAGCAAAAGUUAAGUGUUGGAGAGAGUCAGUUCCAUUGGUCUACCUUUUUCUCACUGGCUGAUGUCAGUCCUGUGCCCUCUCUGGGCCCCAUCCUGUUCUCUCUGUUGCUUUACAUACCAGAUUUCUUACCUGAUUGACUUGACCUUUUCUAAUCCUUUUUUUUUAAAGCAGUUGCAUGAUAGUUAAAUGUUAGUAAAUAAAAAUUUUAUGGGGGGAAUAGGGAGAGCCAAUUUUAACCAUAAGUUUUAAUAAUAUUUUUAUAAAAAUGUGAAAUAGUAAAAGAUAACUUUCUUCUAAUUCUAUUUACUUUAGAUGGACGGCGUUGUCAUCGCCGUUCUUUCUCUUAGUGAAUUUCCAGAGAAUUCUCGGGUUUCUGUGCAGCUGCAGAGGGUCACUGCGACCCUGGAGGAUGUUACCCUUAACUUCCAACCAGCUUGUCCCCCUUCUCUUCCCCUUCCUUGACUUUUCUCCCUUCUGGCUUCCCUUUCUCUUCCCCAUUCCCUCCAGGGUUAAUCAGGAAAGAUACCUUUUGACAGGAAAAAAACUUACGAGAGUCAGUAACCAGCUGUUUUUACUUCCUGAUGAGGAACUUUAAUAGAAAUUUGAAUCUAGACAUUUCACCUGCAAUGUAUUAUUAAGGGCAAUGGAGAUAAAAUAAUAAUAGAUGUGGUUUCCAUAAAUAACCAAAAUGCGAGAUUUUUGUUAUUCUAUUUACAAUAAGAACUCAUAAAUAAAAUACAUAUUAGCACUAAUAGUUCAUAGCAGUGAACCUGUUUUUGUUGGUGGUACUUACUAGUAAUUGGGGAAUGGACCACCAGGCUAUAUAUAUAUAUAUAUAUAUUUUUUACCUGAUGUAUUUGACUAGAUAUUCCUAUGUAGAUUUCCUGUGUAGCAUUGAGGGAACCAUAAAUAUAGUGAAUAAAAUGUUUUACAUUGUUAAUUUUUUUGUUUAAUUUUUAAGUGCUAACUUAAGAAACUAGGUUAUAGGCCUUAAUGUGAUUUAAGCAAAUGUGAUUUAAGCAAAUGUGAUCAGUGAAAAUCUUAAUUUUAUAGAAUAUUUCUGUAAAUAGUUAUGUUUUGCCUAGCAUAUUCCAAUUAUACUUUAAUUUGUUUACAUUGUUUAGGUGCGUAUCUGUAGUUCUGAAUAUUAAAUAUUGACUUUUGGAAUUAAAAGCUAAGUACUGGUUAAAGUAUAACAAUACAUGAGCUUUUAAAAAGUCUUGAUUGGCCCUUGUCUUAAAAAGAAGUUCGAAAGAAAAAUGGGAUGAAAAACAAGAUAACACAAGGAAAGAAGAAAUACUUAAUAUGAUGUAGUUGCAAGUUUCAUGGCAGCUCAUGGGAUCUGCCAAGAAGUGGAUUUUGUUUUGUGGCAUUUUCCUUACUUUAUUUUUUCUUAAGAGAAAUUACAUUGGAUUUUUUUUACAUUUAUGUGUCUUGUAUGUUUUGGAAACUGUUGGUUUUGUAUUUCAUGUAAAACUUACCUGAUUUGUUUUUGCCUUCACAUAUAUUUUAAGAUAUGAAUUUACCAAAUUUUUAUACAAAUAAAAUUUCUAAAAUUUUUGAAAAACAA